GGAAGAAGAAAGCAGAGGAUUUUGGUUCGGUUGUCUGCGAUUCCCGUCCUAUCAGCGGUUCUUUAUUCAAUUAUCUGCACUCUCGGGCACGCAUUCACGCGCACUCCCUCUCGUUCGCACAUAUAAGCCCCCUGCUCCUUCCUCCAAAGGUGAAAGGUACUUGCUCUGCGGCACGGCCGUGAACAGAGAAAGGAAAGGAAAGGAAGAAGAGAAGCAGGGUAAUCGAUAGAGAGAAGGAGAUGCAGAGGCGCAGGUUGAGGCCGAGCAGCGUGGCCGUCCUGCGGUCGGUGCUGAUAUGCGCCAUCGGCACCGUCUCCCUGGUGGCGCUGCUGGACGUGCACGUUUCCCCCUCCUCCUCCUCGCCCUUCCGCGCGGCUUACACGCUCGCCAAGAGACAUGAGAUUGGGUAUGGAAGUCGGCGUUCUGAGCUCGCGUGGAUGCAAGAAAUGGCUCCUCCUCAACUCUCCAAGGCGCCCACCGCAUUCCAUCAGUGGGAUGAUAACAACCAGGAAGCGUCGCAGGAAUCGGAGAAGCUGUGGAAGCCUCCAUCAAAUCAUGGUGGUUUCGUGCCUUGCGUUAAACCCACCUCAUCGUACUCACCUCCUGGAGAGUCACGAGGAUACUUGUUAGUGAGCACCAAUGGUGGGCUGAACCAGAUGAGAGCAGGAAUAUCUGACAUGGUAGCCAUCGCACGGAUUAUAAAUGCCACUCUUGUGAUUCCAAUACUUGAUAAGAGCUCAUUUUGGCAAGAUUCAAGCAAAUUUUCAGAUGUCUUUGAUGAAGAUUAUUUCAUACAUUCUUUGGCAAAUGAUGUGAAAAUCAUGAAGAAACUACCAAAGGAGUUUGCUGCAGCUACCAAAUCUGUGAAAUAUUUCAAAAGCUGGUCCGGGAUAGAAUAUUACCGCGACAAGAUAUCUCAAUUAUGGGAUUAUCACAAGGUCAUUCGUGCCGCGAAAUCAGAUUCUCGUCUUGCUAACAACAAUUUGCCCCCCGACAUACAAAAGCUUCGUUGCCGGGCUUUCUAUCAGGCUCUUCGUUUUGCCCCUAGCAUCGAAGGACUAGGAAAAUUAUUGGUUGAGAGAAUGAGAUCAUAUGGUCCAUUUAUUGCUCUACACUUGCGGUAUGAGAAGGACAUGCUUGCUUUUAGUGGUUGCACAUAUGGUCUGAGUGCUUCUGAAGCUGAUGAGCUGACAACAAUUAGAGAAAUUAUACCAUAUUGGAAGGUGAAAGAUAUUGACCCCAUGCAACAGAGAUCAAAGGGCUAUUGUCCCCUUACACCAAAAGAGGUUGGAAUUUUCCUCUCUGCUUUAGGAUAUCCAUCAAAUACCCCAAUAUACAUUGCAGCAGGUGACAUUUACGGAGGUGAUUCUCAUAUGGUUGAUCUGGAAUCCCAUUUUCCCAUACUAAUGAGCAAGGAAAAGUUGGCAUCAGCAGAUGAGCUGGAACCAUUCAGACCGUAUGCAGCUCAAAUGGCGGCGUUGGAUUACAUCGUCUCUGUGGAGAGUGAUGUUUUCGUUUCAUCGUACUCGGGAAACAUGGCCAGGGCAGUCGAGGGCCACCGCCGCUUCUUGGGCCACAGAAGAACCAUCACUCCUGAUAGGAAGGCACUGGUUCAUUUGUUUGAUAAAAUCGAGCGGGGAUCGAUUAAAGAAGGAAAAAAGCUAUCAGAUAUGACAUCUGAAAUCCAUAAAAGACGACAAGGGUCGCCUCGUAAGAGAAAAGGUCCCAUCUCCGGAACCAGAGGAAAAGAGAGGUUUCGAUCCGAGGAAGCGUUCUACGAGAACCCUCUUCCCGAUUGUUUAUGCCGGUUGGAAUCAGAUGUUACGAGUUCUCAGAGACCGUGAGAGAUUUAGAUUCGUAGACGUUAACCAACUGAAGAGUUUGGAGCUGGUCGCACUGUAGCAGCUUGAAGCUGCAGAUUACAGAGACGCAAUCCGAGUCCCGUAGCUCCAAAGCAAAAGCAGGUAGAACGCUGAAGGAUGGGAGUGCCAUACGAAAGCUUGCCGCUUGGCUUCACUCAGAUACUGAUCGCCACAAAAUAGGAAUAGCUUCUCUUUUCUCAGAAAAAGGCAAUUUUUUUUUUGACUGGAAAAUAAUCACCAUGUGUGUCUUCGUGAGCUGACAACUAAAUGGAAUCUAUAUAUAUAUAUUUGUAUGGCUUCUA
Musa acuminata AAA Group (dessert banana) is the source of this 2164-nucleotide messenger RNA. Its product is annotated as O-fucosyltransferase 7-like. The record is from RefSeq and is a predicted model, not a curated record. Bases 240 to 1844 code for a protein of 534 amino acids. NCBI's taxonomy places the organism in Eukaryota, Viridiplantae, Streptophyta, Magnoliopsida, Zingiberales, Musaceae. Gene Ontology annotation, cellular component: cytoplasm. The transcript has 12 exons.